AUGAGUGCAGCGGCAAGUGUCGGUGGAUCGUUUAUGGGGUUCAGUGGUGGACCCGAUGUGUCUGUUGAAUCGUUUGAGAUAAAUGCGAAGAAACAAGGGAAGGAGAAGAUCACACGCACAGCAACAAUAACGCGAAAAAUUCAAUGUAUCGGUCCACCGUGCUAUAAUUUAGAUUUAUUCAUACAAGCGUUGUACUCGCACAAUUCCUCGUGGUACGUGAUCGAUCGUGAUGCAUUAUUAUCGUUCAUUCCGGUUUGGGAAAUAAUUCUAACACAGUACUCGUCUCAGCCGCAAAUGAUCGAUGCAGCAAAUUUAUUCAAACUCACAUGGCUAUUGGCCGCACAAGAGUAUGAGCAUGUUUUUUUGAUUCAAUGUGAAAUUCAACGUAUACGAUAUGGAGACUACAUAUCGAGUGGUGGCUCAAAACGUAAUUUAAUCAAAUCUCCUACAAACGCCAAUGGCACAUGUAAUCUCUAG
Didymodactylos carnosus is the source of this 477-nucleotide messenger RNA. Lineage: Eukaryota; Metazoa; Rotifera; Eurotatoria; Philodinida; Philodinidae. The record is from the annotation of a GenBank genome assembly.